This is a messenger RNA of Arvicola amphibius (Eurasian water vole), 962 nucleotides long. RefSeq names its product G protein subunit gamma 2 (gene Gng2). The coding region runs from base 134 to 349 and encodes 71 amino acids. Gene Ontology annotation, cellular component: heterotrimeric G-protein complex. Gene Ontology annotation, biological process: G protein-coupled receptor signaling pathway. The transcript has 4 exons. Lineage: Eukaryota; Metazoa; Chordata; Mammalia; Rodentia; Cricetidae. The record is from RefSeq and is a predicted model, not a curated record. Gene Ontology annotation, molecular function: G-protein beta-subunit binding.
UCACCACCCAUCAGCUCCGCCAGAAGAAGCUGCUCUCUAACCAAGCCUCGGGAGCCAAGCAAGUCAGAUCUGCCAGUGAAUCUCCGGCCUUGAAAGUUGACGAGAGUGUCUGAAAACCCCAUCCAGCUCUCCAAUGGCCAGUAACAACACCGCUAGCAUAGCACAAGCCAGGAAACUGGUGGAGCAGCUGAAGAUGGAAGCCAACAUCGACAGGAUAAAGGUGUCCAAGGCGGCUGCGGACUUGAUGGCUUACUGUGAGGCACACGCCAAGGAAGACCCACUGCUGACCCCAGUCCCGGCCUCAGAAAACCCCUUUCGGGAGAAGAAGUUCUUCUGCGCUAUCCUUUAGGUCUCUGAGAGGAAGAUGAAGACCGCCGGGGCUCCUGGGACACUGGUGUAGUUUCUAGCAAAGUGGGCGCCUUUCUGGUCUGCAGCAUUUAAAGAGAGGAAGGAGAACCACCCUGGACACUCCAGGCUGUGCAUGUCUAAAGAAUUGUCCCCUGUGAGAAUGGAAGCCAAUUCCACAUCCCAGCUUUAGAGAUCUGACCCUGCAGACCUGUCUGGAGGAGGGCAAUGUAUAAAAAACAAACCGGUGUCACUUCUUUUCUGCUAUCCCUUUAAGAUCUUACAGUUCUGCUUCCUAUUUAAAAACAAAAUAAACAUUAAAGCCAGUGUCUUGAGCUGAGAUAUGACUGCCCUUCUGGGAAUGAGAAUUGUCUUUAAAUGCCCUCUGAUAAACUGUUGUCUCAUGUAGCCACAGUUCUAUUUAAUGGCAUCCAUGUUUAGUCCUUCGUGCCUUGUUCUUUUCCUUCCCUUUCUCUUUCUCCACCCCUCCCUAGUAGAAUACUGUGGAGAUAAGGCUGGGUUUACGUGUUAAACUGAACUCUAAGGAUAAGUGACUAGCUGUGAUGUUUAGAAAGAUGUUCCCCAUGGUCUGUCUCCACGAGAAUAAUAAUAAUAAA